Molecule: messenger RNA, 1458 nt
Organism: Hyalella azteca
Lineage: Eukaryota; Metazoa; Arthropoda; Malacostraca; Amphipoda; Hyalellidae
Exons: 10
Coding region: 55-1458 (467 amino acids)
Source: RefSeq, a predicted model, not a curated record
UGCGUCAAAAGCGAUGUGAACUGCAAGUUUGCAUUUGAACUUUACAAAAGAACAAUGGAUUCAAAAAUCGAAACCCAUGGAAGAUGUCUUGCAGAUUCUCUUCUAUACCGCUGUCACUUAGAGUCAAAAAGCGAUGCUAUUGUAACUUACGACAAGGAAAACCAAUACGCCAGUAACAACGCCUUGUUUGUAACUGCAGCUGAAGCUAGGAAAGUCCUUGAAAUGAACAUUGAAGAGCACUACGGGACCUAUGUGCAGAAGAACGAGGAAAUGAAGAAAAAGGUGCGCGAAAAAUGCGAUGAGACCAGCAAGAAGUCACUUGAACUUUACAAAAGAACAAUGGAUUCAAAAAUUGAAUCCCAUGGAAGAUGUCUUGAAGAUUCUCUUCUAAACAGCUAUCACGCAGAGUCAAAAAGAGAAGCUAUUGCAACUUUCAACACGGAAUGCCAAUACGCCAAAAACAACGCUUUGUUUGCAAUUGCAGCUGAAGUUAGGAAAAUCCUUGAAAAGAACAUCGACGAACAUUACGUGACCUAUGUUCAGAAGAACGACGAAAUGAAGAGAAUGGGGCGCGUUAAAAUCGUCGAGACCAGCAAGAAGGGAUUUGAGCUUUACAAAAGAACAAUGGAUUCAAAAAUCGAAUCCCAUGAAAGAUGUCUUGAAAAUACUAUUCUAAAUAGCUGUCACUCAGAGUCAAAAAGCGAAGCGAUUGCAGCUUACAACAUGGCAAACCAAUACGCCAUAAACAACGCUUUGUUUGUAACUGCAGCUGAAUUUAGGAAAAGCCUUGAACUGAACAUUGAAGAACACUACGGGACCUAUGUUCAGAAGAACGACGAAAUGAAGAGAAAUGGGCGCGUCAAAAUCGAAGAGACCAGCGAGAAGGCAUUUGAGCUUUACAAAAGAACAAUGGAUUCAAAAAUCGAAUCCCAGCGAAGAUCUCUCGAAGAAUCUUUUCUAAAAAGCUGUCACUCAGAGUCAAAAUGCGAAGCUAUUGAAGCUUACAACAUGGAAAACCAAUACGCCAAAACCAACGCUUUGUUUGUAACUGCAGCUGAAAUUAGGGAAAUCCUUGAAAAGAACAUUGAAGAGCACUACGGAACCUGUGUUCAGAAGAACGACGAAAUGAAGAGAAAGGGGCGCGUCAAAAUCGAUGAGACCAGCAAGAAGGCAUUUGUGCUUUACAAAAGAACAAUGGAUUCAAAAAUCGAAACCCACGGAAGAUGUCUUGAAGAUUCUCUUCUAAAAAGCUGUCACUCAGAGUCGAAAAGCAAAGCAAUUGCAGCUUACAACAGGGAAAACCAAUACGACAGAAACGACGCUUUGUUUGUAACUGCAGCUGAAGUUAGGGAAAUCCUUGAACUGCGAUUCAGGCCCUUCGAGAACUGGACGAAGAACUCGAAGAUGAAAUAUCAAUGUGGAGGAGAGGACGAAAGGUCCAAUAUCAAUGUGGAGUAG